UUAUUGCCACUUUCUCAUUGGAUUUCUCGCCGGUGCAUCUAAAUAAUCACAAAUCCAAGUCCUCCAGUUCGUCAUCGGUUCUAUUCUACAGCUUCAUAGACCAGAAAAAAGAAAGAGAAAGAAAACAAAAUGGCCAAAACCUUCGCCCGCGCCGAAGUCGCGCAACACAACAGCGAGGAUUCAGUCUGGUGCAUCAUCGACCACCGCGUCUAUGAUCUCACCGAUUUCCUCGACGCCCAUCCAGGCGGCAGUGUCGUUUUGAACCAGGUAGCUGGAAAAGAUGCGACGACGGAAUUCUACAACCUACACCGUCAGGAAGUCCUCGACAAGUACCGCGAUCUCUGCAUCGGGACCAUUGAAGGGGAAAAGCCCGAAGUUAUCGAGUCUGUUCCGGGGAGUUUGAGUCCGGUGCCGUAUGCGGAGCCCUUGUGGUUGCGAUCGCAGUUCAAGAGUCCUUAUUAUAAGGACAGUCAUCGGCGGUUGCAGAAGGCCGUGCGCGAGUUCACGGAUUUGUAUGUCACCCCUGAGGCGCAGCAGAAGGAGAAGGAUGGAACGUAUAUCAGUCAGGAGUUGAUUGAUCGGAUGGCCGAGACAAAUAUUUUGGCUAUGCGAUUGGGACCAGGGAAGCAUCUGCAUGGACGGGAUUUGUUGGGCGGUGCCGUUGAUGGAAAGGAGUUUGAUUAUUUGCAUGAUUUGGUCAUUGCGCAGGAGUUGGUCCGGGCAAAUGCUAGAGGUUUCUCAGAUGGAAACAUGGCUGGUAUGGCCAUCAGUUUGACGGCGGUCCAGCAAUGGCUUCGAAACGUCCCCUUACGUGAGAAGAUCACUCAGGAGGUCUUGUCCGGCAAGAAGAAGAUGUGUCUGGCCAUUACAGAGGCCUUUGCGGGCAGUGAUGUUGCAGGGCUUCGCACAACGGCUGAGAAGACGCCAGAUGGGAAGCACUACAUUAUCAACGGUACCAAGAAAUGGAUCACCAACGGCAUGUUUGCCGACUACUUUGUCACUGGCUGUCGAACAGAAAAGGGCUUCUCUGUUAUUCUGAUUCCCCGUGACGACAAUGUCGAAACCAAGCAGAUCAAGACUUCCUACUCGACUGCAGCAGCUACGGCAUUCGUGCAGUUUGAAAACGUCAAGGUCCCUGUGGAAAAUCUGUUGGGCGAGGAGCACAAGGGAUUCAUCGUGAUCAUGAGCAACUUCAACCACGAACGUUACAUGAUGGUUUGCGGCGUGGUGCGCAUGUCCAUGACAGUGGUCGAGGAGUGCAUGAAAUGGUGCAACCAGCGAAUUGUCUUUGGAAAGCGGUUGAUUGAACAGCCAGUCAUGCGACAAAAGCUCGCUCAUAUGAUCUCCCUCUGCGAGGCUAACCAAGCGUGGCUCGAAUCCAUCGCCUACCAGAUGUGCAACAUGACAUACGCCGAGCAAGCCGCCAACCUGGGCGGUCCCAUCGGUCUGCUCAAGUCGCAUGCCACCCGGGCUGCACAGGAGAUUGCCGACCAGGCAACCAACAUCUUUGGAGGACGUGGUAUCACCCAGACCGGUAUGGGCAGAAUCAUCGAGAUGUUCCACCGCACGUACAAGUUCGAUGCCAUUCUGGGUGGUACUGAGGAGAUCCUGGCAGAUCUGGGAGUGAGACAGGCCUUCAAGAAGUUCCCCAAGGCCAUGCUGUAAUUUAUAAGAUAUUAUUACUUUUUAUCAUUACCUAGUAGUAUUAUUGUUUGUGACAAUAUCAUUACCGUGUUU
Molecule: messenger RNA, 1737 nt
Organism: Aspergillus wentii DTO 134E9
Lineage: Eukaryota; Fungi; Ascomycota; Eurotiomycetes; Eurotiales; Aspergillaceae
Product: acyl-CoA dehydrogenase family protein
Exons: 4
Coding region: 130-1665 (511 amino acids)
Molecular function (GO): flavin adenine dinucleotide binding; acyl-CoA dehydrogenase activity; heme binding
Source: RefSeq, a predicted model, not a curated record